Lipotes vexillifer (Yangtze River dolphin) is the source of this 3003-nucleotide messenger RNA. RefSeq names its product zinc finger protein 316 (gene ZNF316). Lineage: Eukaryota; Metazoa; Chordata; Mammalia; Artiodactyla; Lipotidae. Gene Ontology annotation, cellular component: nucleus. The coding region runs from base 1 to 3003 and encodes 1000 amino acids. The transcript is spliced from 5 exons. Gene Ontology annotation, molecular function: DNA-binding transcription factor activity, RNA polymerase II-specific; sequence-specific DNA binding. Gene Ontology annotation, biological process: regulation of transcription by RNA polymerase II. The record is from RefSeq and is a predicted model, not a curated record.
AUGGCGGCCCUUCACACGCCUCCAGACUCCCCAGCCGCCCAGCGGGAGAGGGCGGAGGACGGCUCGGAAUGUGAUCCUGAUCAGGAGGAGGAAAAGGGGGAAGAGGAGGGGGAGCUGGCGAAGGAGGAGGCGGCGGUGGUGGAGGCCGAGGCCGCAGAGGCCGUGGCGGAGGUGGCAGAGGAGCUGGAGGCCGACAGGGUGCAGGCCGGGCUGGGGCGGCAGGCGGAGGACGCCAACGCGGAGGCGGUGGUGGCAGAAGAGCAGAGUCCGGCGUCGGGGACCCAGGAGCGCUUUAGCUGUGGUGGGGAUGCCGAGUCCCCAGGUCUUCAGGAAAAGGCCCUGCAGGCAUCCCGGGCUCCAGCCAUGUCGAGGGGUGAGGACCUGGAGCAGGACGAGGAUGAGGACGAGGACGAGGACGAAGACAAGGACGAGGACGGUUCCCUGGCAUCUGGGUCUCAGGGGCUGGUGGCCUUUGAAGACGUGGCUGUGUACUUCUCGCUGGAGGAGUGGGAAAGGCUGGAUGCAGACCAGCGGGAGCUCUACCAGGAAGUCAUGCAGGAAAACUAUGGGAUUCUGGUAUCCUUGGGAUACCCAAUCCCCAAGCCGGAUCUGAUCUUCCGGCUGGAGCAAGGAGAGGAGCCUUGGGUCCCGGAUAGCCCCCGUCCUGAGGAGGGAGACAUCGUCACCGGUGUCUACACAGGGGCCUGGUUCUGGACCGACGACAUAGAGGACCACGAGGAGGAGGACGACGAGGACUUCCUGGCAGAGGUGGCCGAGGAGGAGAAUGAGCCCCCAGGGCUGUGGUCCGCGGCCUACGGCGUGGGGGACGUGCCUGGGACCUGGGGCCCCGACGACUCGGAUUCGGCGCAGACUCCAGAGGGGUGGGGUCUUGACCCCGGCGGCCUCGGGGUCCUGGCCGAGGGGUCCGAGGCGAAGGCCUUUCUGCAGGGCCGGGAGCCGGGCGCGAGCCUGCUGGCGCCCUGGGCGUUCCCGGCCGCGGUGGCCGCUCCAGUUGGGCGGCCGGAGACGACGUGUGACGUGUGCGGUAAAGUGUUCCCGCACCGGUCCCGGCUGGCCAAGCACCAGCGCUACCACGCGGCCGUCAAGCCCUUCGGCUGUGAUGAGUGCGGCAAGGGCUUCGUGUACCGCUCGCACCUGGCCAUCCAUCAGCGCACCCACACCGGCGAGAAGCCCUUCCCGUGUCCGGACUGUGGCAAGCGCUUCGUGUACAAGUCGCACCUGGUCACGCACCGGCGCAUCCACACGGGCGAGCGGCCCUACCGCUGCGCCUUCUGCGGCGCGGGCUUCGGGCGCCGCUCCUACCUGGUCACGCACCAGCGCACGCACACCGGCGAGCGGCCCUACCCCUGCCCGCACUGCGGCCGCAGCUUCAGCCAGAGCUCGGCGCUCGCGCGGCACCAGGCCGUGCACACGGCCGACCGGCCUCACUGCUGCCCCGACUGCGGCCAGGCCUUCCGCCUCCGCGCCGACUUCCAGCGCCAUCGACGGGGCGGCGGCUGCGCGGAGCCCGGUGGCGACGGCCCUCGGCGCGAGCCCUGUGAGACUGGGCCCUCGGCGGGGCCCGAGGAGGCCGAAGCCGGGCCCGAGGGUCCUGAGGUCGACGAAGCAGACGGAGAGGCCGAGGCGAGAGAGGCGGCGAUGGAGGCGCCCACCCCGGGGAGAAAGGAUGACCCCGAGCCGGACAGGCGGUUUCUGGGGCUGGGCAACGGCCUGGGGGAGGGCGAAGGCCCUUCCUCGCACCCGCUCGGCUUCCACUUGACCGUGCACCCCAAGUCUUGGCUCCACCCGGAUGGCUUUCCGAUCCUGGGCCUCCCGGACUUCGCGGAGCGGCUGUCGACCGACGGGCGCCCCCUGUCCGGACCCCUGGGGGGCCGGCUCUCCCUGGUAGAAGGCGCGGGGCUGGCCUGCGACCCUUUCGGCGGCGGUGCUGGGCCUGGGGGCGGCGGUGGCCUGCGUGCGUUCGGGCCUGCAGUCGGGGGGUUGCUGGCGGAGCCUGCGCCUGCCGCACUGGCCGAGGAGGAGAGCCCGUGGAUAUGCUCCGACUGCGGCAAGACGUUCGGGCGCCGCGCGGCGCUGGCCAAGCACCAGCGCUACCACGCGGGCGAGCGGCCGCACCGCUGCGCCGACUGUGGCAAGAGCUUCGUGUACGGCUCGCACCUGGCGCGCCACCGCCGCACGCACACGGGCGAGCGGCCCUUCCCGUGCCCCGAGUGCGGUGCGCGCUUCGCCCGCGGCUCGCACCUGGCGGCGCACGUGCGUGGCCACACGGGCGAGAAGCCCUUUGUGUGCGGCGUGUGUGGCGCGGGCUUCAGCCGGCGCGCGCACCUGACGGCGCACGGGCGCGCGCACACGGGCGAGCGGCCCUACGCGUGCGGCGAGUGCGGCCGCCGCUUCGGGCAGAGCGCGGCGCUGACGCGACACCAGUGGGCGCACGCCGAGGAGAAGCCACACCGCUGUCCCGACUGCGGCAAGGGCUUCGGCCACAGCUCGGACUUCAAGCGGCAUCGGCGCACGCACACGGGCGAGAAGCCCUUCCGCUGCACCGACUGCGGCCGCGGCUUCGCGCAGCGCUCCAACCUGGCCAAGCACCGGCGCGGCCACACGGGCGAACGGCCCUUCCCGUGCCCCGAGUGCGGCAAGCGGUUUUCGCAGCGCUCGGUGCUCGUGACACACCAGCGCACGCACACGGGCGAGCGGCCCUACGCCUGCGCCAGCUGCGGCCGCCGCUUCUCGCAGAGCUCGCAUCUGCUCACCCACAUGAAGACGCACCGCGGCACGGCGGGCGCGCCUGGCCAGACGCCGGCCGCCCCCGCGCCCAAGGCCGAGGCACCAGCUAAGGGGCUGCAGAGCGCGGGCGCAGGGACCGGGCCCGGGGAGCGCGGCAGCACCCUGCUGGAGUUCGCAGGCGGAACGAGCUUCGGCUCCGAGCCGACGGCCGCGUUCGCGGGGCCCUCGGGCGCCUACGAGGAGAGCAUCAUGUGA